AUGCCCGUGACCGAGAUUUACAUCCUCCGACACGGCCACCGGCUGGCCUGGUCCCUGAACCCAAGGACGGGAGAGUAUUCUUCCAACCACCCAUUCCCCACGCAUCUCCCAGCAGAUCCGCCCCUGGCAUCGCACGGCGUGCGUCAGGCGCAAGAGACGGCCGCAUACCUCAGCGAAGCGUUCGCCGAAGUGGUCAAGCAAGACCGGUUGAGGGUGUACUCCAGCCUGUUUUACCGGUGUCUCGAAACCCUGCGUCCGGCCGUGGAGGCCCUCCUCGCGCAGGUGCCGGAGAGCGACGUCAAAAGGAGGAGACACCUACAAGUCCGCGGCGAGAGGGGGUUGGGCGAAUGGUUCGGCCGGGCCUGGUUCAGACAGCCGCGACCUGCGGACCCGGAGAGGCUCAAGAACGACUUCUUCCCCUGGCUGGACGAGUCGUACGCCUCGCGUGUCGUGCCUUCGGAAAACGGCGAGCGCAUCCACGAGCUGCACGACCGCGUGGCGCGCGCGCUGGCUCGCGUCGUGCAGGAUGUGGACGAGGAGUAUGCGCAAGCUGGGCGAGGGGACGAAGAAGUCACGGUCUUGAUAUGCGGACACGCCGCCCAGAUCAUCGCCAGUGGGAGGGCCUUGACUGGGGAGGUCCCCGAGGACUGGGACGAGGAGGACUUUCGGUGUUUUACGUGCGGACUCAGCAAGUUUGUGCGGCGGAAACUGCCUCCUCUGGCUGCCCGUUCAUCUGGGGCCCAGCAAGAGAUCGACGCUGACUACAGCUACCACGAUGAAGACUGGAGGACUACCGGUACCGGCGUGGCUGGGGGAUGGGAUUGCAUCUGGAACAGCGAUUGCCGCCACUUGAGUCAGGGCGAGGAGAGGGGCUGGCAUUUCCACGGCGACGAGAGUUUUGAUUCUUACGAGGAGCUAGAGGGAAGAGGCAUCAGAGUGCUGGACGGUGGUAUCCAUCAGUCCAAGUUAUAG
This is a messenger RNA of Fonsecaea nubica, 972 nucleotides long. RefSeq lists its product as hypothetical. NCBI's taxonomy places the organism in Eukaryota, Fungi, Ascomycota, Eurotiomycetes, Chaetothyriales, Herpotrichiellaceae. The record is from RefSeq and is a predicted model, not a curated record. Bases 1 to 972 code for a protein of 323 amino acids. The transcript has a single exon.